GCCGGCGCUUUGCGGCCGCGGCGCUUUCCGGCAGCGCGGCCCGGGCGGCGGAGCGGGAUGAGCUUUUACGACGCGUUCCGGGGCUUCUUCGGGUUCCCGGGGCGGCACAGGCCCCGGGACCCGCUGUUCGGCGGCUCGGCGUGGGACGAGGAGGAGGAGGAGGAGGAUGAGGGCCCGUCCCUGGCGCAGCCCCCCCAGGACUUCGCCUUCAGCUUCGGCUUCAGCCCCAGCUGGUCCCGCGGUGCCUUCGAGGAGCUGUUCCGGGACAUGGGGGAGCUCCUGGGCGUCUUCGGGGGGGCCUGGGCCGGGCCCCCGCAGCCGUUCGAGCCCCCCGCCCUGCCCGGCCCCGGCGCGGGCGGGACCGGGCGGCCGCUGCGGGACUCGAUGCUGAAGCAGCCGGACGGAGACCCCGCCCGGCCCUGGAGACCCUUCCUGGGGCUGGAAGACGCUCGCCCGGAUCCUCCCGGCCUCAAGGAGGACCAAGACCUGGACUCCCAGGUCUCAUCCGCAGGGUUGGGGACGAUCCUGAGACCCGAGGAGCCCAAGUCCCGCUCCUACUUCCAGAGCGUCUCCGUCACCAAAGUGACUCUCCCUGACGGGGCGGUGGAGGAGCGCCGGACGGUGCAGGACAGCCAGGGCCGCCGGGAGACAACGGUGACGCGCCGGCGGGGGGACCAGGCCUUCAUCACCACCACCAAGGAGGACGGGCAGGGCAAGGACUACCGGGAGGAGGUGGUCAACAUGGAUGACCGGGAGCUGGCAGAGUUCGCGGGCGCGUGGCCGCAGCAGGACGAGCUCCGCGCUCCCACCCUGAGCGACCCCGCGUCCCUGCUGGGCAGCUUCUUCCGGCGCUGGUUCUCGAGCUGGUAGCUGUGCCCCCUGGCUGAGCAGCCCUAGAUGGGUCAGGUCCUGCUGGGAGCUGGCACCUGGGCUGGGGCUGCCUGCCUUCUGGGGCGCUGCAGAGGACCCCCCCGUGGGGGCCAGCUGUUUGUGUGUACAGAGCAAUAAAGUCUAUUUAUGCUAA
This is a messenger RNA of Apus apus (common swift), 1024 nucleotides long. It is a transcript of the gene HAX1, whose product is annotated as HCLS1 associated protein X-1. Gene Ontology annotation, biological process: negative regulation of apoptotic process; regulation of actin filament polymerization. The transcript has 8 exons. Lineage: Eukaryota; Metazoa; Chordata; Aves; Apodiformes; Apodidae. The record is from RefSeq and is a predicted model, not a curated record. Gene Ontology annotation, cellular component: apical plasma membrane; sarcoplasmic reticulum; actin cytoskeleton. Bases 58 to 870 code for a protein of 270 amino acids.